AAAAAAGUUACAUAUUCACAAAUAAAGGCAGGACCCAUAAUAGAGGAGUCUUAAAGCUCAUAAGCGGUCAUGGCAUACCAAGGGGAUACAGCAACUCAUCCGUCAGGCAAACAGCUGCCACCGUCUCCAUACGAAAGCAAUGGCGUCUCUAGGCACCGAGAGGACGACAAUUUUAGUCGUUCGAGCUCAGAGGGCCGCUCCCUAUCGCUCCGCCGUAAACCUGUCCCCGACGUUGCACAGCAGCCUGCCAUACCCUCUUUCAAUUUCGGCCAACACGAAGACGCUGUAGCCGGGGGGCGCGAAUCGAGACUGUCGGAGUCGUCUUUUGGAGCAAGCUCAAUGGGCCAUUCGCGAACGCCCUCGAGAGACAGUCCGGAUCAGAGAGGCAGUGGAGCUUCAGAUUACGUGCCAAUGCCGCAAGACAUUCCUUUCCAUCAGCUCAACAUUAGCACACCUUCGUACAAUGCAAGAUACUCACAUGCAGGCGAGUUAGACAUGGCAAGUGCUCAAGAGGACUCUUCAGUAUACAGCCCAAGGGUAGACUCAAGGCCAGACUACCAGUCUGGUGGCUAUUAUGGUCAACCUACACCUCCACCACCUUCGGUCCCACCUCAUGAACAUGUGCAAUCGCCAAGGUCCGGCUCCCAGCACUCUUCCAGAAGCAACAAUAGUGACCCUCGAAACGGUAACUUUGAUUUUGGACCCGAGGUGCCCCUCCAGGUGCCCCGUAGCACUGUCCAACGACCCAGCUCUGCGUACACGCUAGGUUCGGAACUUCACCCCGGGGCUGCACAAUCCCCACGUCUCUCCGUCGGAGGCGGAGGCUCUCCUGUCAACUUUGGUAGACAAUUGGCCGUGAAUCGACGCUCUCCUGACGCCAGACCUACCUCUUAUGUCGAUCUAUUGAACCUACCUUAUAAUCAGCAAAUCGCCCCUGCUUCCAAUCUUGGCGGUAACACUGCGCUUCGCAAUGUGGUGGGGCAGAAUGCGUCUCUUCAAGAUACUAAGAAAACUCUGGAUAUGUACAAGGCAAAUGUGAAAAAGACCCAAGAUAGUGCUGUACAGUAUGAGUUUGCUUUGUACAUGGUGCAGAUUGCGCGGGAAUUGAGGGCAUCCGACCAUGGUGCUGAUACCCAUGGUUUAUCUCCAUUAGAGCUUCUAAGAGAGUCCCGACAAAUAUUGCAAAAAUUGGCCGACCGGAGCUACCCCUUCGCACAAUACUAUCUUGCCGACGGCUAUGCGUCGGGUCUCUUCAAUAAAGACAAGCCUGACUACGAUCGAGCGUUCCCACUUUUCGUUGCGGCCAGCAAACACGGACACGCAGAGUCGGGUUAUCGUGCAGCACUUUGCUACGAAUUUGGGUGGGGUUGCCGCAAGGACUACGCCAAGGCAGUUCAGUUCUUCCGCGCUGCAGCCUCGAAGAAUCACCCUGGAGCUGCCACGCGCUUGGGCAGAGCGUGUUUGACAGGAGACAUGGGAUUGCAAAAUCGCUACAGAGAGGGCGUGAAGUGGCUCAAGCGAGCCACGGAAUCUGCUGACUACCAGUACAACUCGGCUCCCUAUGAGCUUGGUCAAUUGCACGAGACGGGAUACGGAGACGACAUUUUCAAAGACGAGAUCUACGCCGUGCAAUUGUUCACGCAAGCUGCCGAGCUGGGACAUCCUCAAGCUGCAUUGAGACUGGGCGAGGCCUACGAGCAUGGGCUGCUCCGCUGUCCGAAGGAUGCCGCUCUUUCGGUGCAUUAUUACAACUGUGCCGCCCAGGCAGAUAUCCCAGAAGCUAUGAUGAACCUCUGCGCGUGGUACAUGGUCGGAGCAGAGCCAGUCCUGGAGAAGGAUGAGAACGAAGCUUAUGAGUGGGCUAAGAGAGCUGCUGAGCACGGACUUCCCAAGGCAGAAUAUGCGAUUGGCUAUUUCACCGAGAUGGGCAUCGGAUGCCGUCGUGAUCCUCUUGAAGCCAAUGUCUGGUAUGUAAAGGCCGCCGACCACGGAGACGACCGAGCAAAGCAACGACUGGCCAUUAUUCAGGCUGCGGCAUCCGGGCAACCAGUCAGUCCAUCCGCCCUGGAAAAGACCAAAGGCAAGAAGGGUGGGAAAGAUGGGAAAGACGAAAACUGCUGCGUAAUGUGAGCACCCGACAAUGCAUAUUUUGGAUUCUAGAUGGGAGGGUUGUCAUGAUCUCUUUGUUUUUAUUGUCUCUUUUUCCCCAACCCAACCAUCUCCACACAUCUGCGUCUGUUUUUUACUUCGGGACUUGGGAGUUCCGAUGGCACCUUAUUUCCACGACUACGUUUGGGGAGUUCAUCUGUUUCGCAUUGGGAGGGGAAUGCAUAGCAUUUUCAGGCCGUUGUUUGUUCGUUGCAAAAAUUUCCGGGAGUCUGUAAAGUCCUUUUUGGCAGAAGGAGCGUUAUUUGACGUCUAGGCACGGAUACCAGAGAGUAAUGGCGGAGUUACCCAGUAGUUAGAACGAAAGUAUGAAAUGAGAAAGAGGAUGGAUAAUGUCUGUUU
Aaosphaeria arxii CBS 175.79 is the source of this 2508-nucleotide messenger RNA. RefSeq names its product HCP-like protein. Bases 70 to 2130 code for a protein of 686 amino acids. NCBI's taxonomy places the organism in Eukaryota, Fungi, Ascomycota, Dothideomycetes, Pleosporales. Gene Ontology annotation, molecular function: protein binding. The transcript is spliced from 2 exons. The record is from RefSeq and is a predicted model, not a curated record.